AUGAACGAUGACGAAGAGGAAGCGAACAAGAGGCUAAGGGCGUCGUCGGCUCUGCUGCCACCAGACGAUCGAAUAAGAAGCUCGACGCUUAUGCUGAAAUACAUGCAACUUGAUGCUGACAAAGUCCUCUCGGCAUAUGGGCGUUUUGGUAGAUACCAGAUGGUCACCUACCUCAUUACAAAUAGUGUACAUAUUUUAUUCGCUAUUAAUAUGAUGGUAAUGCCGUUCAUAACCGAAGAUCCGGAAUUCGAGUGUCAAAUUACCCCACCCGAUGGAGUGCAAUGGGAGUACACCAUAGUAGACAAGUGCACAGUGAUGGAUAGUAACAACUGGACGCUCUCAUGUAGCAACGUUCCGGGCUCAAAGUACAUUUACAAUGAUACGAAUCACGAAUCGUUAGCGUCUGAAUUCAACUUGGUUUGUGACAACUACGAAUCAGUGGAACACGGUGCUUCAGUAUUCAUGCUCGGUGGUAUGAUAGUGGCUCCGAUAAUCACUCAACUGUCUGACUUGUUUGGUCGCCGUCUCACCUUCCUCAUUCCACUGUAUGUAGCAGUCAUAUCGAACCUCAUCUGCGCCGUAGCACCAAAUUAUGUCAUCUUUCUGAUUUUUCGAUUUUUCGCAGGAGUUGCCACCACGGGAUUCUCAGUCAUCGGAUUUGUUCUAUGCAUGGAAUCUGUCGCGUUGGAAUUCCGUUCACUAAUACCCUUCAUGGGGAGUAUCACCUGGGUUAUUGGGAUGAUACCGGAAUCACUUCAUUGGCUCAUCACAAACAAAAAGGACAAAGAUAUCUCAAGUGUUGUGAUGAAUGGAACGUAUUGGGCUCUGUCAUUGUUUUCGACAGAGCUUAGUGAUGACAAAAUGACCGGUUUCUUUCUCUCAGGUCUCGUUGAGUUACCCGCUGGACUCGUAUCUAUCGUUCUUCUGAUCUAUUUAGAUAGAAAGACGGUCUCAUUUUUAUCACUUGUCCUACAAGCAUUCUCGAUGGUGUGUGCACUAUACUUGCCGUUGAGUAAGAAAACGGCAAUGAUCUUUCCUCUGAUGGCGAAAAUCUUCAACUCGAUUGCUUGGUCGUCACAACCACUUCUUUAUACCGAAUCCACACCAACAUCUGUACGAAAUGUAUUUUGUGGCGUGGCCGGAUUUUUUGGAGACUUCGGUUCGGUACUGGCUCCAUACUUGAAACGAUUGGAAACGAUCCACAAAUCCGCUCCCGCCCUGGUCAUCGCUGCUAUGUCAGUCACGUCCGCAUUGAUCGUUCUUGUGCUACCAGAAACGAAGGACAAAAAACUACCUGAAGAUAUUGAUGACCUUGAUCCAGGACCACUGGUGCGAUGGAUGACUAAAAAUAAGAAGAAGAAGAAGAAUGAUUCACAGAAUGACGAUAUCUCGGCGAUGAAGAUGACGGCUGCUUCAAAGGGUGAAUCUGCCAGUGAAAAAGUUACAUUUGAAGCAUAA
Messenger RNA from Angiostrongylus costaricensis, 1458 nucleotides. NCBI's taxonomy places the organism in Eukaryota, Metazoa, Nematoda, Chromadorea, Rhabditida, Metastrongylidae. The record is from the annotation of a GenBank genome assembly.